GUGCUUUUGAUUUCUUUUUCUAGUUUUUUCACCCAUCAAACAAGCAACCAGACACAAAAAAAAUAAAAUAAUCAUAAUCAAACCAAAGCGUCCAAAUAGAAUGCCCCACGCAUUGUGUGUCAUUUCAGUUCAUCCAUUUUUCUUGCCAGUGCCUACUUUCCCGCAGCCAUCUUGUUUUCAAUUUGGGGUUCCUACAAACCCCACCAAUUCUUCUGUGAAAUGAUCAACAUUUCUACUCUCCUAUGAUCAUACACUGCACAAUCAAGCAACCACCCACUUCCAAAUGGCCCUACACUCUUUCAUCAUCUCAGCCACCGCGUACAAGAGCUCAGAAAUUAUGAACACCUAAACUAAUUAUACUCUCAUGCAAAUGGCUCAUGAAUGUCAAUUAAUCAGCAUGUGUCACUCUAUAUAUAUAUAUAUAUAGUUCAUGAAAGUGACUAAACUGCUUGUAUGUACACAUAACGUGUGUGUUAGCUUCAAACCCUUAUAACUUGACCACAAACCCUGAGCUCCCUUGUCUUUGCAGCUGAGCUAGCUAGCUAGGUAGGAAGUCGAUCCAUCGGUGAUGCCAUCUUGGCUGGGGGUGUUUUCAUUCCGGGUGUGCCUCGACGGGUGUCGGGACCAAGCCCAACAGGUCUCGGGGCUCGGCACGAGGAUCUGGAACCUGAGCGACCGGCCGGUGGAGCUGCAGAUAAGGGUAGGAUCCAUACUGAAGAAGGGUCACACUUUGAAGCCUGGGUCAUCCAAGAGACUGAAGUGCAAGCACCUUUACAGGAGUUACAUGCCUGCAGUGGUGGGUGGUGGGAGAAACAGUGAUGGGGGGAUUAAGAGCUUGCUGUAUUACUAUGAUGAGACUUGCCACCCUUAUGUUUGGAUACAUGACAGUUUGGGUGAUUUCAGUAGGAAUAGGAUGGUUAAGCAGCAGUAUAUCAGCCUAGAGGAUCUGAGGGAUUUUUCUGAGAUCAGGAUCUUCAGGGACCAUCAGAGAGGCUGCAUCUCGGUUCGCAAGAAAUCGAGGCCAGAAUUGUGCUGAAUUUUUGCUUGUUAGUUUUAAUUUAAGUCAAUCUAUCUGUAUGUAUGCAUUGUUGGUGGAUUAAUUAUAAUUUUCUUUU
This is a messenger RNA of Malania oleifera, 1115 nucleotides long. RefSeq lists its product as uncharacterized. The record is from RefSeq and is a predicted model, not a curated record. The transcript has a single exon. Lineage: Eukaryota; Viridiplantae; Streptophyta; Magnoliopsida; Santalales; Ximeniaceae. Bases 569 to 1036 code for a protein of 155 amino acids.